Molecule: messenger RNA, 2685 nt
Organism: Aspergillus viridinutans
Lineage: Eukaryota; Fungi; Ascomycota; Eurotiomycetes; Eurotiales; Aspergillaceae
Gene: chsA
Product: chitin synthase I
Exons: 5
Coding region: 1-2685 (894 amino acids)
Cellular component (GO): cell periphery; cell septum
Molecular function (GO): chitin synthase activity
Source: RefSeq, a predicted model, not a curated record
AUGAACCCUCAUCAUUUGGACGAUCGAACGGCGUCGCCCGGCCAGCCUUUGAACGCUUACCAGCUGUCCGAUAAUCCAUACGUGCAUGACCAUUUGCAGAUGCCUUCCAGCGACCGUCUAGCGGAGCAGCCAACUUACUCGGUAGAACGAAUUCCCAACUCCUACGGUCAUAAUGAAGCCUACGAGCAACGUCAUCCUGAGCAAUAUCCCGGCUACGAAUAUGCUGUGAACCCGGAAGCUCAUCACGACGCAUACUAUACCCAACCCUACGAGCCAACAGUCACGCCGCAAGAUGAUUAUGAUAUAGGGCAGUAUCACGAGCAACAACAGCCUUACCAAGAUGACCGAGUGCCCAUUUUACAACCUGAUAACCCGUUCGGUCCGGACCCGUACAGUGAUGAGUACCACGACGACCCUGCGGCUGCGCCCUCUCCGAGUCCGGCGCCAAUACGACGCUGGAAGACGGUCAAGGAAGUACAACUCUUCCACGGUAACCUGGUCCUGGACUGUCCCAUUGCGCCGAAGCUGCUCAGUCAAGUUCCUCAUGCGGAACCUCCUGGCCGUGACGAGUUCACUCAUAUGCGCUACUCGGCGGCAACCUGCGAUCCUGCUGAUUUUUACGAGGAACGGUUUACGCUGCGCCAGAAACUGUUCGCGAAGCCUCGACACACCGAGCUUUUCAUCGUCAUUACCAUGUACAACGAGGACGACUUCCUUUUCGCUCGAACAUUGACCGGCGUGUUCAAGAACAUCGAGUACAUGUGCAAUCGGACGCAAAGUAAAACCUGGGGCAAGGACGCAUGGAAAAAGAUCGUCGUUUGCGUCAUCAGCGAUGGUCGUGCCAAGAUCAACCCCCGGACACGGGCUGUGCUGGCCGGUCUCGGUGUGUACCAGGAUGGUAUCGCGAAGCAGCAGGUGAACGGCAAGGACGUGACAGCACAUAUCUACGAGUAUACUACGCAGGUCGGUCUCGAGCUCAAGGGAACUCAGGUACACUUGAAAGGGCGCUCUGCCUGCCCAGUCCAGAUGAUUUUCUGCUUGAAGGAAAAGAACCAGAAGAAGAUCAACUCGCAUCGUUGGUUCUUCCAGGCCUUUGGCCGUGUAUUGGACCCCAAUAUCUGUGUGCUUCUGGACGCAGGAACGAAGCCUGGUCGAGACUCCAUCUAUCAGCUAUGGAAGGCUUUUGACGUCGAGCCCAUGUGCGGAGGAGCUUGUGGUGAGAUUAAAGUCAUGCUGUCGCAUGGCAAGAAAUUGCUCAACCCGUUGGUGGCCGGGCAGAACUUCGAAUACAAGCUCAGCAACAUCCUGGAUAAGCCUCUGGAAUCAGCAUUUGGUUUCAUUUCGGUUCUGCCUGGUGCUUUUUCUGCGUACAGAUACGUCGCGUUACAGAACGACAAGAACGGCCAAGGUCCACUGGAGCGCUACUUCCUGGGUGAAAAGAUGCAUGGCGCCAAUGCCGGUAUCUUCACGGCCAACAUGUACCUGGCCGAGGAUCGAAUUCUGUGUUUUGAGAUUGUGACAAAACGCAACUGCCGCUGGCUCCUGCAAUAUGUCAAGUCAUCGACCGGAGAGACCGAUGUGCCUGAUCGAAUGGCGGAAUUCAUUCUACAACGGCGCCGAUGGCUGAACGGAAGUUUCUUUGCUGCCGUUUAUGCGAUCGCCCAUUUCUACCAGAUCUGGCGAAGCGACCACAGCUUCAUGCGCAAGUUCAUGUUGUUGAUUGAGUUCAUCUACCAGACUAUCAACAUGAUCUUUGCAUGGUUCAACAUUGGCAACUUCUUCUUGGUCUUUCAUAUUCUCACCACCUACCUUGGUGACGCUACUCUCCUCGGGACAACCGGUAAAGUUCUGGGAGUUGUCUUCGAGUGGCUCUAUCUUGCGACCUUGGUGACCUGCUUCGUUCUGGCCCUCGGCAACCGUCCCGGCGGCUCAAACAAGUUCUACAUGACCAUGGUCUACUUCUGGAUUGGCAUCAUGAUCUACCUGACCUUUGCAGCAAUCUUUGUGACUGUUAAAUCUAUUCAGACGGAAGUUGCUGAUAGUUCAUUUACCGUCGGGCAAUUGUUCAGCAACAGCCAAUUUUUCUCGAUCUUUGUCUCCUUGGGGUCGACUUAUGUCAUGUGGCUUCUGGCUUCACUUAUCUUCUUCGACCCCUGGCACAUGUUCACCUCCUUUAUCCAAUACAUGCUGCUUACGCCAACGUACAUUAACGUGCUCAAUAUCUACGCCUUCUGCAACACCCACGACAUCACAUGGGGUACCAAGGGAGACGACAAGGCCGAAAAACUGCCUUCAGCCAACACGAAACCCGGUGGAAAAGUCGAUGUUGAUAUUCCCCAGGACGAUGGAGAUCUUAACGCGCAGUAUGAGGCAGAAUUGGCCAAAUUUGCACAGAAACCGCCCAAGGAGACCAAGGUCAUUUCGGAAGAGGAACGUCAGGCCGACUAUUACAAAGGGUUCCGAAGCGCGGUCGUGCUCGCUUGGGUGUUUUGCAACUUUGCGCUGGGCGCUGUUGUGCUGAGCGCAGCUGGUCUGGAGCGAUUCAGCACCGACACCAGUACGACGGAUGAUACCAGGGCCACGAUCUACAUGGCUGUCGUACUUUGGAGUGUGGCUGGUCUCUCGAUAUUCAAAUUCAUCGGGGCAAUGUGGUUCCUGAUCGUUCGUAUGUUCCGAGGCGUUUGA